Ahaetulla prasina is the source of this 6745-nucleotide messenger RNA. It is a transcript of the gene RALBP1, whose product is annotated as ralA binding protein 1. The record is from RefSeq and is a predicted model, not a curated record. NCBI's taxonomy places the organism in Eukaryota, Metazoa, Chordata, Lepidosauria, Squamata, Colubridae. Bases 334 to 2310 code for a protein of 658 amino acids. The transcript is spliced from 10 exons. Gene Ontology annotation, cellular component: membrane. Gene Ontology annotation, biological process: positive regulation of GTPase activity; endocytosis; small GTPase-mediated signal transduction. Gene Ontology annotation, molecular function: GTPase activator activity; small GTPase binding.
GUCGCUCAGUCACUAUGAUGGUCCCUCCCUAUACGUCAUGCGCUUGCGCGCUUAAUUCAGGCCUCUAACCUAGGUAGCCGAAAGGGUGGAAGAAACAGAACGAGAAAGACGAGGAAAAGGGUGACCGCGCAUGCGCCUCUUUCUGUUUCCUAUACACCCGACCUUGCAAGCAAGACAACGGCGGGUUGGAGUGCAGAGCGGGAUCUGAAUGAUGCCGGGUACGAGGUGAAGUUAGCACAGCCGUCGUGCGAGCGGCAGGAUACCUCUCCCCAUUCCUCAGGAGUAAUGGACAGGUAACAGGAUACUAUUCUGCUGUGGUGCCAGAGAGUAAGAAUGACAGAGUGCUUCCUGCCCCCCACCAGCAGUCCCAGCGAACACCGCAGGGUAGAGCAUGGUGGAAGUCUGGCCAGGACCCCAAGCUCUGAAGAAAUCAGCCCAACCAAAUUCCCUGGUUUAUAUCGCACGAAUGAGCCUUCCCCACCUCAUGACAGCCUCCACGAGCCUCCUGAUAUUGUGUCUGAUGAUGAGAAAGAACAUGGGAAGAAGAAAGGGAAAUUUAAGAAAAAGGAGAAAAGAACGGAAGGUUAUGCAGCUUUUCAGGAAGAUAGCUCAGGAGAUGAAGCUGAAAGUCCUUCUAAGCUAAAACGCUCUAAAGGGAUUCAUGUUUUUAAGAAGCCAAGUUUCUCCAAAAAGAAGGAAAAAGACUUUAAGAUAAAAGAAAAACCCAAAGAUGAAAAGCAUAAAGAUGACAAGCACAAGGAAGAGAAGCAUAAAGAGAAGAAAUCAAAAGACUUGACAGCAGCAGAUGUUGUCAAACAAUGGAAAGAGAAGAAGAAAAAGAAAAAACCAGUUCAAGAGGUAGAAAUGCCACCAGUGGAUGUUCCUAGGCACCGGCCUGUGUUUGGAGUCCCUUUGAGUGAUGCAGCAGAAAGGACCAUGUUGUAUGAUGGCAUCCGUCUACCAGCAGUGUUCCGGGAAUGUAUAGAUUAUGUAGAAAAGUAUGGCAUGAAAUGUGAAGGCAUCUACAGAGUGUCAGGAAUUAAAUCAAAGGUGGAUGAGUUAAAAGCAGCAUAUGACCAAGAAGAAUCCCCUAACCUAGAGGACUAUGAGCCCAACACAGUAGCUAGCUUGUUGAAACAAUACCUGCGUGAACUUCCUGAAAACCUGCUUACCAAAGAGCUGAUGCCUCGUUUUGAAGAUGCUUGUGGGAAGAGCCUGGAGUCUGAGAAACGGCAGGAAUGCCAGCGCCUCCUGAAAGAGCUACCAGAAUGUAACUUUCUCUUGAUUUCCUGGCUGAUUGUGCAUAUGGACCAUGUCAUUGCAAAGGAGCUAGAAACAAAAAUGAAUAUCCAAAAUAUUUCUAUAGUGCUCAGUCCAACUGUCCAGAUCAGCAACCGUGUCCUUUACGUGUUUUUCACUCACGUACAAGAAUUCUUUGGAAAUGUGGUCCUCAAGCCAGUAACAAAGCCUCUUCGUUGGUCUAACGUGGCAACCAUGCCAGUAUUGCCAGAAACACAGGAAAGCAUUAAAGAAGAGAUCCGAAGACAGGAGUUUCUUUUGAAUUGUUUGCACCGAGAUCUUCAGGUAGGGAUUAAAGAUUUAUCCAAAGAAGAAAGAUUAUGGGAAGUGCAGAGGAUUUUGACAGCUCUGAAAAGGAAGCUAAGAGAAGCUAAAAGACAAGAAUGUGAAACAAAGAUUGCGCGAGAAAUUGCUAGUCUUUCAAAGGAGGAUGUUUCCAAAGAAGAAAUGAAUGAAAAUGAAGAAGUUAUAAAUAUUUUGCUGGCUCAGGAGAAUGAGAUUUUGACAGAACAGGAAGAACUGCUAACAAUGGAACAGUUUUUACGUCGACAAAUUGCAUCUGAAAAAGAAGAAAUAGAUCGUCUCCGAGCAGAAAUAGCAGAAAUUCAAAGUCGCCAGCAUGGUCGCAGUGAAACCGAAGAAUAUUCUUCUGAGAGUGAGAGUGAGAGUGAAGAUGAAGAAGAGUUACAGAUAAUCUUAGAAGAUUUGCAACGGCAGAAUGAAGAACUAGAGGUUAAGAAUAACCAUCUGAACCAAGCAAUUCACGAGGAGCGCGAGGCCAUCAUUGAACUGCGAGUACAGCUUCGCCUCUUGCAGAUGCAGCGAGCCAAAACGGAGCAGCAGGUGCAGGAAGAGGAAGAGCUUGAGAAACGAGGGGGCCCGAUGCAGCAGCAGCCGCCCCUGCCAAGAGACAGUGUCCCAGAGACAAAAGCUAUGAAAGAGCAGCCAAAGGCAAUCCAGGAGUCAGUAAAGCCAUCUCCAAGCAAGGACAGAAAAGAAACUCCAAUUUAAUUGGAUUUCUGAGCAUUUGGAUUCUUGCCUGUGCAAAGCCAGGACUGUGCAACUUACUGUAAAUCUAUGGCCUGUACAUUCUGUAAAUAUUUUCUCUUUUACAUUCUGGGGGUAUUUUGUCCCCAUCCUAUGUGUGGCUUCUGCCUAUCAGGCUCAGGUUACUUGGAAAGAGAAAGCAGAGAGAGAGAGAUGGCAGGAGGGGGCAGCUCUCUAGUUACUCAGCCUUGUCAGACAUUAGCUUUGGCUGAUCUUUGGGAAUUGAGGGGAUGAUGGUGCAUUUUAGAACGAUUACAUACUCACUCUGAAGCAGACUUUCAAAUUCUCUCAUGCAUUAUCUGUCCAAGGGCUACUUCAUACGAGAUAUUUCAUUGCACGGAUGUAGGAAAAAGUACAUACUCGGCUGGGCAUAUAGCAAUAUGUCUGGUAAUUCUUGACCACCAGAAAUUUCAGGUAGAGAAGGUUGCGUUUCCCCCUCCCCCAAAUCUCUCCAUUUGGUUAUCUUUCUGGCCACACAUGCAGAUGACCAUGUUUUUCUCUGACAAGCACCGAAACCAACAGGUUAACAGAGGAGGGGCGAACACUGCACAACCCCUCUGUAUGCCAUUUGCGGGUAGCCUAAUUUAAAAGGAAGUUUGGUAAGAAGCAUUUCCAUUCUGGUCUUGAAAAGGAACUUCCUAGAAAUGGCUUUUAUGACGGUAUUUACAAGGCUGAUACGUCGCUACUCAGUGCAGUUGUCUGUUAAGUGUUUAUAAAGAAGCCACACUUGACACAGCAAAAUAGAUGUUUGCAAGUAUGUUCCACAAUGGUCCAUGCCUUUCUGCGUGGGGGUAAAGUAAUUGUAUGAAAAGUGGCUGUUGGUUAAGAAUGGGGAGAUCCAAUCCAUAUCCCAUUCAUUUAUUUGCUUUGUAAUUUUUUUGCUCUCGUUCCUCAUAAUUGUUUUUAUUCACUCUUACUUGUGCCUUUCAGUAACAAAGGAGCUUUACAAAAUAGAUGUGCCCGAAACGAUGGAAUCUUCAAAACUUUCGUAUUAUGUAACAUGUUUUCAUCUGACUUUUUUAAAGCUUUAUGAAAGUACAUGUGAAAUUAAAAUGAAAAGAUAAGCACAUAUCCAUAAAUCCACUAUGAAUUCUUGAACCUUGUCAAUGCAGUUAUAUGUAGAACAGAUUCCUAGGGUUGCCAAUUAAUUAGAGAAUGGAAACGUUUUGUAGGUUUUAUAGCAAACCUCAUAAUGCUGACCUUUUUUAAUUUCUUUUGAUAAUUUAAAGAAAUUAGUGAAUGUUGUUGAUUAUCAAGGUCCCAUGAUUUAAGAAAAGGAGUUGGAGGUGAUUUUUUUGCACUCUUUCUUUGGUGGAUUGAGAGCACUUUGUGCAACAUAAGUGCAAGCCUCUCCAUCAGGAUCUUGGAACUGGGGUGAAUGAUAAGAAGGAAUCUCAACCAUUUUAGUGGGUUUGAAAGAAGUAUUACAUUCAGAAAGGGCUUCAUAAUUGUUCUAGAACUUGUACCAGUUUUUGGUACACAUUGGAAAGUGUGUUGCAAGUGCUUUGGUGGUCCUCUCAAGCACAAUGCAAUGGAGGGAAGAAGGUCCAUCCCCAAGCCCUUCCGGGCAUUUUCUUAAAGGCAAUAGGGGAGUGUAUUUGUGAUCUUUUGUGUGCUUAAAAGAGGGUGAUUCCAAUAAAUAAAAAAGCUGGUAAUAUAUACCCAUAAAUUUGUGGUGGAAAUGUUCAGCUGCCUUAUGCUUAAUUAGUUACCAUUGCCAGCAGUGAAUUCUUAUAAUAAAUUGUGGCUUUUCAGAGCCACAUCAUUUAAAAUCCCAAUUCAAUUUGAAGCGGUUGAUGUUAAUUGAACUCUAUAGGGUGCCUGUAGCUUAUUUAGUUUCUGUCUAUAAUAUUUAUUUUUUAUGUGGUGGGUGGGGUUGGGGUUUUUAUUUUUGUUUUUUGCCUAUUGCACUGUUGUGAAUCAUUGGCCAUGAUUUAAUGUUUGUACAAAUGACACUGAGAUGCGCAUUCUAAAGAACAACUUUUUUUUAAACUUAAAAGAAAAUGUAUGGAGAUUGGUUAAAUGACAGUUGUAGGUAAUUUUUUUUUUGGCCUGUUAAAUACAUUUUAUAUUUCUGACAGUAUUUAAACCUUUUUGUUUUGAAUUCAUACUAAUUUCUAUUAAAUUGUCAAACUUUUAUAAUCAAUAUUCAUCAAAUAUUUUGAUAUUGGCUAAUUUUUGUUUGUCAAGAACAUGUUAAUCAAGAAAAUAAAUUUAACAGCCACGUGCUAAUGGUUUUAUUGAAUUAAAAAUGUUAAGAUUCACACAUAAAUUCUCUGGUCCACAUUAAAACCCUGAUGUGGUAAUAACCAACUGAACCUAUGAAAAAUAUUUGUAUUAAAUAAAUGCAAUUCUACAGAAAAACCAAAAGGACAGCAGAUUGUGGUUCUUUCUGACUCACAUUUCUGGAUAGUACUGUAUGAUUCUUCAAUCUAAUCAAGAAUCGGAAUCACUAUGGCAGAAAAUGGCUAACUAAUGAGGGAAGGCAGUUGAAAAAAAUCCUCUUAGGAUGCAAAUUGUUGGCAAAUUAAAAGUUUUGAGUGCAAAGCAUUUCUGGAAUGUUCACAACCUGAUUUGAACUUAACUCAUUGUAAACUCAAACUGUUCUGAAUUCCAAAUGUUUUUAUCCACCCUAAUGAAGAGAAAGUAGCUCGGCAAUGAGACCUAAAUUUCUAUUCAUCCCCACUUCUUUUAGAUUAGUAGAUGCAAAGUUUACCUAUCUACGCUGCAAAGUCAAGUGCCUUGCUGCUCACUUCUGCGACCCUACACUGGUUUAUGUUGCCUGAAAGCAGAAUCUGUUUUCCCUAUUUCAUGUACUACUUUCAUCAUAGCAGAAUGAGCUGGAAGAGAACACAAUCUCGCUGUUUGUUUCAGUUUCUGAAGGUAGCCCCAUGUUUUCAUUAGGGACUUCUUAUAGCAUGGAAAAUAAUUAAUUCCCCCAUGUCAUUCAUUCUUCAGUGUAUUCAGUGUUCCAACUCUGUUUUAAGCAGGUAUUAAGUAAGCAAAUGUUUACUAUUUUUAAAGAAAGUCAUUUGCUUAUCCGAUUCUUAAGUAUCUUUUCCCAUUGACUGAAGAAAGGAAAUUGGUAUGUUUCAUAUAUAAUACUGCACAAGGAAAAUACCAACAUACAUACGUAUUCAAGUUCCAUUAAGAGAGCUAGAGUAAGAGUUCUCUUCAGUUGGUUGAAAAACAGAAAAUUGGAUGCAAAGAUUAAAUGUAUGUUAUAUGACAAUUUAAUACGGGUCUGAUUAGAAUGCCAUACAUCGUUGGAAAUUAAGCUUGCUUACCACUUCCACAUAUCCAUUCUUGCUGAUGGUCCUAAUUUGAGAAGCAGCUAUGAAACUUGGAAACAACUUUUUCUUACAUAUUUUUUGGGUUAAAAAAAUACAAAAUAUGGUCAUAAGGCCAGCUCCUAAGGAACUAUGUGAAACUUGUGUUCUGCUAACUGUUCAAAAAAAGGAGCCAUAGCAGGGAAAAAUAGCAAUUUCAAAACUAGAAGACAACAGUUAGAAUGCUUGGUUUGGAUGCAUUGAUUAAAAAAUGCCAGUCAAAAUUGUAAGUUACAUAAAAGGAAACCUGCUUCAGAAGAAUCAUGAUUUCUGCUGAGGAAUUAUUUUGUUAAAAUAUUUUAAGGAUUUGGAUGAAAUUACACUUUCAGGGCACUUUUGAAAUUAAACAAGGAUUCCUGAAGACUAGGUACUUAUGAGUCAAAUGUUAUGAUAAAUGCAAUAAAUAAAGAAUAUAAAUAGACUAUAUUCUCACAAUAUAGUGAAAAAAUGGGGUUUGUCAUGCCCCCCUCGGAGUCUGAAUCUAGGGGUGGGGUGGGGUGUUCCAGAUGAGCUGGAACAAGAACUGAUGGAUGGAGAGGCCUGCUCUGUUGGCCUUGGAGGAAAUUGGGGAAGGGCAGUCAGUCCAGGCAAGGCUUUUCUGAAUUAGUAAGGCCUGCAGUCAGGGAGCGCUCAGAAGAGCAAAGACUAACCCCCCUCCUGAUCCGAGAGCAAGGAAGGGAGACAGUGAGAUAGAUUGGGUGUCCCGCCCCCUUUCACAAGACACACCUGGGGACUGAGAUGUAAGGAGGUGCCGGUGGGAGGGGCAUUUGUUGGGAACAAGCGUUGAAUCUGUGGAGCCUUACGUGCACUUGUCAAAGCCUGGAGAUUGCUGUACUCUUAUCUUGUGGGGCUUGCCAGUUUGACUGCUUCGCUGAACUUCUUUGGUUACUGUUUAGCUAACCUGGUUUAUCAGAUUGCUGGCCCUGGUUGCUGUUCAAUUAACCUGGCUUACUGGACUACUUGCAGCCAGAGGCUUCUGAAGGUGCAUGUGAGAGCUUUGCUCCAGGACUUGUAGCGAAUGUGGGAACGUUUGGAGGCACAGUUGGAGCAAUAAAGGGCAGUUAGACCUG